Molecule: messenger RNA, 2804 nt
Organism: Leguminivora glycinivorella
Lineage: Eukaryota; Metazoa; Arthropoda; Insecta; Lepidoptera; Tortricidae
Exons: 10
Coding region: 396-1634 (412 amino acids)
Source: RefSeq, a predicted model, not a curated record
CGCCCGUGCCCCCCUGCGCGGAAAACAUCGCAACUUCACCGAGUCAAUCUAACUCAGUCAAUAUAGGUAUCCCAACUGUGUUCAACAUACAUUUUUUUUAAAUUAAGUAACACUUUUAAAAGUUUAAAUAUGUUUGAAAGGUGGUGUGUGGUGUAUAAAUAAGUGAUUACUUUCAUACUGUGUGAAUUAAUGUUAAGUGACAGGUGCAAAUAAUUGUCUUGCCCCAACUUAGGUCGGCUGUCUCGAAAGGAAGUUUCAUCUUGAGCAUUCACGCCGGCCGGACGGUGCCUUCGAAAAUAGUAGCGGCGCUCUGCAUAUUUUCGACAAACUUUUGGAAUGGAUGAACGGGAGCACGAUGAAAGAUAACCCGCUACCAUGACAGUUGACACGAUAAAAUGGAGAUGAAGAAGCAAGACAAACCUGGCAGCUUGUCGCCAUUGAAGCCAACAUUAAGGCUCGACAGCAGCGAAGAGAGGACCUCUCGCUCUGGCAGCAAAGCGGAGAAAGAGCUCAAGCUACCACCAGAAAAGUCACCCGACGAGGGCGGCGGCAAGAAAGAAAGACGGCUGUCCAAAGCUAGUGAUAGUUCCCGAGAGACUUUUGAAAGGCAAGACUCAAAACAGUCGUCGAUCACAAGUCCAAAAGUCUCUCGGAAGUACUUUACGAACUGGAAGCAGGCGUGCGACAAGACCAAAGACAAGACGAAAGAGUUGCUGAAGCGGUGGCGGACGCUGCCCGAGGCCGAGGUGCCGGAGGACGAGAUGCAGGCUGCGGCCAACCAGGACGAGGAGGAGGAACACCGAGGCUGGAGCGUGCAUGUCUGGACGACGUGGGUCAACCGCUUCAGCGAAGACCUGGGAUGCUUGGAGCUGGAGGAUGAGCAGCCGCUGGCCCAGCUCAGCUCCGUGCAGACCGACAAACUCACGCUCUUCUUCACGGAGCUACUCGACCACGACAGGGAUGACGUCAUCUGCAAUCAGGACUUCGACCCCUUCUUUGAGAAGCUCGCUCACUUCGCCGACUGGUCGGUCGACUCGUCCGAGUUCCACAUCAUGCUGGAAGUGAAGCGGGAGUUCAUAGAGCAGUUCAUCAACCCGCUGCCUCCCAAAUACGGCGAGUUGCCCUACUACAAGCGGGUGUGCGGGCCCGAGGCCGGAGGGUACCCGGGCCGGACCACGCUGGAAGGCUGGCUGGCGAGGUGGGCGCUACUCCUGAGUCGGUACCGCCGCUUCUCCGACUUGCCACUGUACCUGCAGUACCUGUGCAAGAUACUAUUCCACGUCGUAGACAGAACCAGUACUGGCGAGAUAACGAAGGCGGCACUCGCGGCGUUCUACCGCUCGGUGAUCGGGCUCAGCGCACAGCGCGUCGAGGAAAUCAUCGACACGGCCUAUGACCGCAUGACUAGUAACAGUUACCUAAUCCUGGACUACGGCACGUACGUGCACUGUUUCACGAACUGGCUCAUGGGGAAGAACCCCAACGGCCCCGGGCAGUGGGUGCUGGUGCCCUCCAAAGACACCCUCCCGGAGCCCCCCUUCCCUGUGGACUACAGCGCGCUCAACACCGAGCCCGCUAAGCUAGAGCCCUACGCGCCGGACAAGAAGACUAAUAGACACUCUGUUAUAGUGUAACACUGCUUCACAAACUGGCUGAUGGGGAAGAUCGCCAAUUGCACCGGCCAGUAGCUGGCUAGUGCCCUUCAAAGACAGCCCCCUUUAUCUGUUUACUACAGCGCGCUCAACACGAGCCCGCCAAGUUGGAGCCCUACGGUCCGGACAAGAAGACUAAUAGACACUUUGUUGUAGUGUAACACGAUUCGGCUGCCAUUUUAUAACCGAAGUAAACUUUCCAUGUUUUAUACAAAUGUAACGUAAGUAAUGGAGGUCAGUCCAUAGAUUUUAAGGAAGUAACGAAACUGAAAUAUGAAAUCAAACCUACUUAUAACUUUCUUUCCGAACAUCCAGGAUUUAUUUGCUCCUUACUCUAUAAUAGGUACAUAUUUGACGCCGGGCGAAGUCUAUGUAUGGGACUCAUGAUAAUAAUAAUAUUUUACGGAAAUUAUGAUAGUAAAUAAUGUGACUUACGUGAUUCAGACACUAAAAUAUGUACUUAGGUAACAGACAGAGCCCGCACACUAAUAUUUGUCACAGUUUACUCCUGCAAUUCCCACGCAAGCCACGUAAACCAUUCUUCAUCGCAAUGGCUCAUAUGUCAAAAGUAAAACAUAAUUCUACACACGUAUACAGCUGUUAUUCCCAAGAAUGAUAGUUUUUUUAAUUAUCUCACUAUAUUAUAUGAAGCUGAUUGCUGAUUGUACCUACCUAAAUACCUUUAAAACUACAAUAUUGUUUGGGCGCGAAGCCUGAUAGUUAACUACCUACAAGCGGUUUUUAAAUUCUUCUACGUGAGUCUAUAGAAAAAUGGACAUAAUUUUUAUAGCCAAUGUGGCGAUUGUAAAGUUGGGAACUUCAAAAUCCGUCGAAAGAAAGAUGAUAAAAAUAAAUAUAUUAAUUGAACGUCACUAUACACCUACACUAUAUACCUACCUAUAAUUUAAGUAGCACUGAAAAAUGUAAAUCGAAACAAAGAUAUCGAAUAGGAUCCGCACUGUAGUGCUGGUUUUCAGCGAGAAUCUAACUAAACUAACAGGCCAAUUCCAAUGGACAUUAACAUAUCUGAUUGACGUCCUCUUUUAGUUAUCGUGCGUCUCGCUCGCUCCAAUACAGCUAAUACAGGCUCGAAGAAAUGCACGAUAUUUGAAUGGUAUUCUUUACAUGUCCUAAUUACAUUGUUAUUUUUUU